AUGAAUAUAAAUGAACAACAUGUUCAAACAUUGCCAUCAUCAAUUGAAAUGGUGAUGAACUCUGUAAAAGGUGAUAUUUUGAUUGCUGGAGGUUACACACAAGAUUCCAUUAAGAGUGUUGAAAUAUUUUCAUGGAAGGAGGAGAAAUGGUUUAACAUUGCAUCAAUGGAAAAUGAACACAGGCGGGCUUCAUCGUUUAUUUAUAAGAAUAAUUUAUUUGUUGUUGGAGGAUAUUGCUGCAAGUCAAUGGAGACAUUGAAUAUAAAACAGUCUCCUUUGACAUGGAAGAUAUUUCCUGCAGAGCUUCCUUAUGAAUGUUGGGAUAAUCAAACUGUUGUUUAUAAACAACAAAUCCUUCACAUUGGAGGAUGCAUUAUUGGCAAACGACUAUCAGAUUUGAUCAGUGAAAUAAAGAUAAAUGGUACAACAUUUCAUGUUUUGAAAGAGUUGUGUCAUAUGCCUGAACCACGUCAGUGCUAUGGAGCUGUUGUUGUUGAUGAUAAAGUUCUUAUUUUUGGAGGAGAUGGAAAAGAUCGGAAAGUUUUGUCCAGUGUUUUGGAAUUUGGUCCAAGGACUCUUACAUUUAAGGAAAUGCCUCCAUUAACUUAUCCAUUGACUCAAAUGGCAACAGUUCAAUGGAGAGAUCAAGUUGUUCUUCUUGGAGGUUAUGAUGGAAGAGAAAAAUUGAACAGUGUUAUCAUGUAUGACAGCAAAACAGGUAAGAUUACAGUCUUACCAUCCAUGUUGGAAAAGAGACAGGGGUGUUGUGCAGUUAUAACAGGUGAUACAAUUGUUGUCAUGGGAGGUGUGAAUGAUAAAGGUAAUUAUCUUCAUUCAGUGGAAUGUUUUAAAAUGGGAAGUAGUUCUUCAUGGACAUAUCUUCCUUCAAUGAACGAUCCACGAUACUUGUCCGUAGCCAAAGUUUUACCUUUUGGACAAAAGUAUGUAUAA
Molecule: messenger RNA, 951 nt
Organism: Xenia sp. Carnegie-2017
Lineage: Eukaryota; Metazoa; Cnidaria; Anthozoa; Malacalcyonacea; Xeniidae
Product: kelch-like protein 12
Exons: 1
Coding region: 1-951 (316 amino acids)
Molecular function (GO): protein binding
Source: RefSeq, a predicted model, not a curated record